Messenger RNA from Amoebophrya sp. A120, 158 nucleotides. The record is from the annotation of a GenBank genome assembly. NCBI's taxonomy places the organism in Eukaryota, Dinophyceae, Syndiniales, Amoebophryaceae.
GUAGGUCGAUGGGGAAGGCAGCGCGGCCCCCCCCCAGCGCGCGGGGAAGAGCAUCAAAGAGAAAGCGUUCGCGCCCCCGGUCGCACUAGUCUCGCCUCGGUCUCGGUUCACAAUUCUCUUUCUUGGUGCAAAGUUCCGGGCCUCGGCCCACAAUUCUC